Messenger RNA from Chara braunii, 1759 nucleotides. NCBI's taxonomy places the organism in Eukaryota, Viridiplantae, Streptophyta, Charophyceae, Charales, Characeae. The record is from the annotation of a GenBank genome assembly.
GCAUGUGCAUGUGACCAUGAAGCCUUCUUGUAGGGCCAUUAGGAUACAUGGUUCUCCAGAGGCAGCCGUUCAACAUCUGGCUUGUCAGAGAGCUGCUUGGUCUCCAGCAAGAGCACGUUCUGUCGGUUUCAGCUGCAUGGGGACGCUGUCCUUGCAAUCGUUAGGCCACUGCUCACCUCGUGCUUCUGGAGGUUCGUCGCCCACUGACGGACUGUGGAUCCUUGGCACAGGGAAACGUAUUAGUGCCAAGGUUUUGCAACAGACCGUGACCGUGGUGUCCUCUAUGGAACUUAGUUUUUCUGGCGAUAAGUCGUUGCCGAUCCGGCGACGGCGAGUGGAAAGUUGCAAGGACAAGAAGACUGCAGUAGCGGUGUCAAUGUUCUCCUCUAGGGAACUUGGUAGUUUUUGUAACGAGAAGUGGUGUCAAGGUGUUCUUACGGCAGAGUGCCUGUCCUCCCCUUCGUCAGCGGUUCACCGUAGGUGCUUGUCUUCAUCGUCGCCGGCUCACCGUAGGCAGGAAGAGGAUAGCAAAUGCUACUCGCUGAAGGAGGGAGAGCGGGAGCUUCAGCAGCAUGCAGAGGUAGGCGGGGGACCUCCUCCUCCUCCUCCUUCUUCUUCUGCUUCUUCUGCUUCUUCUUCUUCUUCUUCUUCUUCUUCUGCUGCUGCUGCUGCUGCUGCUGCUGCUGCUGCUGCUGCCGCAGUAGAUGUGCGCAAUUUGUGUGUGUUUGUGGAGGGCCCUAGGGGAAGGGUUCAAAUCCUGAAGGGAUGCUCGCUUCAGGUUCCUGAGGGAGCAUUGUUCAUGCUGCUAGGUCCUAAUGGAUGUGGCAAGUCCACUCUGCUGCGGACUCUUGCUGGUCUUCUUAAGAUCGACAGCAGCAGUGGGGAUCUUGCUUCUUCCAUGGCUGUUGCCCAUCCUAGGAGCUUCGUCUUCCAGAACCCGGACCAUCAAGUGGUGAUGCCAACUGUCGGUGCUGACGUGGCAUUUGGUCUGGGAACUAUGGCGGCGGCGAUGCCGGAAGAGGAGGUGAGGAGUCGGGUGCUUGGCGCGCUGCAGCUCGUGGGCAUGCAGGACUUCAUCCAACGCCCUAUUCAGACGCUGAGUGGAGGGCAGAAACAGCGUGUAGCGAUAGCAGGAGCGCUUGCUGAAAACAGCAAGCUGCUCCUGCUCGAUGAGCUGACAACCUACCUAGACUACUCGGACCAAAUGAGUGUCCUGAGAGCUGUCAAGGGGGUGCUUGGGAGAAGGAGGGGUGUGACUGCAAUUUGGGUAACCCAUCGGCUAGAGGAACUAGACUUCGCAGACGGUGCGGCGUACAUGGAGGAGGGUCGUAUCGUCGUCUCUGGUAGCGCAGCUGAAGUCCGGGACCACAUCGAAAAGCUAAGGGAUAGAGAGAUGUCGUCUGUCAAUUCAGGCUCCUUGUUUUAGCAGUCUAUGAUUCCCUCGAUUGCUUGCCUACUUUCUAUUUUUCAGAAAGCACUUGUUUGGGCCUGUCCCUCCUAUAUUCGUUGUUCCUUUCCAGUUUGAAAAUUGCGUUGCAGCUCAGGGCAGAGUACUCACAUUAAACCUUCUUCUGUCAUGCACCACACCUGGUCAUUCUGGCUGGAUGUAUUUAGUGCAGCGUUCCGGCCAGGUACAGACACAGCAACCGGGCACCGUGUUCAGGGAAACAAAGAUGUGAAUGCGGCUCUCAGUCAGAACGCCCUGCAAUUUUGGAUUGAAUCAUCAUCUUACUACAACAAACAAAAUUCCUAAAAACUA